Molecule: messenger RNA, 2019 nt
Organism: Chelonoidis abingdonii (Abingdon island giant tortoise)
Lineage: Eukaryota; Metazoa; Chordata; Testudines; Testudinidae
Source: RefSeq, a predicted model, not a curated record
GGGAAAAGCUUCAGUAAAAAGCCAUGUCUUGUUAUACACCAGAGAGUGCACACAGGAGAGAAACCAUAUAAGUGCCUUCAGUGUGGGAAAAGUUUCAGUCGGAGUUCAGACCUUACUGUACAUCAGACACUGCACACGGGCGAGAGACCAUAUAGAUGCUUUGAGUGUGGGAAAAGUUUUAGUAGGAAGUCACAUCUUACUACACAUCAGAUAACGCACACAGGAGAGAGACCUUAUAAAUGCCAGGAGUGUGGGAAAAGUUUUAGUCAGAAGUCAAAUCUUACUGUACACCAGAGAGUUCACACAGGAGAGAGACCCUUUAAAUGCCUUAAGUGUGGGAAAAGUUUCAUUCAGCACUCAGUCUUUACUGAGCAUCAGAGAAUCCGCACUGGUGACAAACCCUAUAAAUGCCUCGACUAUGGGAAAAGUUUUUUGGAAAGUUCAUCCCUUAUUAAACAUGGACGAAUCCACUUGGGAGACAAACCCUACAAAUGCCUCGAGUGUGGGGAAACUUUCAGUCAAAGCUCACACCUUACUCAACUUGGGAGAAUCCACACAGGAGAAAGACCCUAUAAAUGCCUUGAGUGUGGGAAAAGUUUCAUUCAGCACUCAGUCUUUAUUAAGCAUCAGAAAAUCCACACUGGUGAGAGACCCUAUAAAUGCCUUGACUGUGGGAAAAGUUUUGUUGUCAGCACAAGACUUACUAUACAUCAGGCAAUCCACACAGGAGAGAGACCCUUUAAAUGCCUUGAGUGUGGGAAAAGUUUUAUUCAGAAGUCACAUCUUACAAUACACCAGAGAGUUCACACAGGAGAGAGACCCUUUAAAUGCCUUAAGUGUGGGAAAAGUUUUAGGCAAAGUUCAUCCCUUACUAAACAUGGGAGAAUCCACACAGGAGAGAAACCCCAUAAAUGCCUGGAGUGUGGGAAAACUUUCAGUCUGCGCUCAAACCUUACUAAACAUGGGAGAAUCCACACAGGAGAGAGACCAUAUAAGUGCCUUCAGUGUGGGAAAAGUUUCAGUCGGAGUUCAUACCUUACUGUACAUCAGACACUGCACACGGGCGAGAGACCAUAUAGAUGCUUUGAGUGUGGGAAAAGUUUUAGUCAGAAGUCACAUCUUACUAUACACCAGAGAGUUCACACAGGAGAGAGACCCUUUAAAUGCCUUAAGUGUGGGAAAAGUUUUAUGGAAAGUUCAUCCCUUACUGAACAUGGGAGAAUCCACACAGGAGAGAGACCUUAUAAAUGCCAGGAGUGUGGGGAAAGCUUCAAUAGGAGCUCAAAUCUCACCAAACACCAGAAAAUCCACAAAGGUGAGAGACCCUAGAAAUAGCUUGACCGCAGGAAAAGAUUCCAUUUGACUUCACGCAUCAGUGAUCAAUACAACAGAGAGAACUUGAAUGUGAGGGAAGCUUCAUUUGGUGUUUCCAGAGUAUCAGGGAUCCACAAAUCCGCCCAGGGAAGAAACAUCUGAGACGUUCUGAGUAUGGAAAAUGCUCCAAGUGGAGCUAACCCUGCACUGGACAUAAGAGACUCCUCCAUACAGCAGGGAAAUUCUCUGAGUGCCCUGACUACGACUGGCCAUGAUGACAAAGCUGUUUCCUCGUUCCCACACACAUCAGGGGUGUUUGGCUCCCAAGGAUCCAGCAGCAGCAGCUGGUCAGUGACCCUCUGGCUCUGCCUGGUCUAAGCAAACCCCAGGCAGAGGAGAAGCAGCCCCGAUCAGCCCCUCCUCCCUGCUGCAGCCCUGGCAGCUGAGCAGAUAAGCCAAAGAUGGGGGAAGGAAGAGAGAGAAACUCCUCUGGACGCUCCCUGUUUGGCUGAAGUUCCCCCCUCUUCCUUCCCCUCCCAGCUGGGAUCUCCCUGUCAUGGAGAGGAAGAGAAGGAUACUUGGGUCAGGCCCCAUCUUCACUCUAAGCACUGGUCCCCACCCCCCAUCUUCUACUACUUCCUGGGCUGGGCUCCCCACUGACCUGGAGCUGUUCUCUGCAGGAGGAGUGUCCCGGGGGCUGGUAAC